AUGCAGUCCUAUGGUGAGCGGGGAUACAAGGUCAUUGCUGUGUCUCGACGGAAGCCUUUGAAUCCAUAUGGCGCAUCGUGGCACUCGCUGGAUCUGUCAGACGAAGCCGCGUGCAAGGCUCUGUUGUCGCCGUUGACGGGCAUCGUGCAAAUCGUGUUCGCAGCCCUGCACGAGGAGCACAACCUGGUGGCCGGGUGGCUGGAAAAGCAGCAAAUCGAUCGGAAUGGACUCAUGCUGCGCAACACGGUCGAAGCAGUUGCGCCGUAUGCCAAGGGACACCGCAAUGUCACGAUCCUGCAAGGCCCCAAGGCUUAUGGGGUGCAUGUCCACCCGAUGCGCCACGGAGCGCGAGAGGAUCGCGACGAGGAUUGA
Messenger RNA from Cladophialophora psammophila CBS 110553, 372 nucleotides. RefSeq lists its product as uncharacterized. The record is from RefSeq and is a predicted model, not a curated record. Lineage: Eukaryota; Fungi; Ascomycota; Eurotiomycetes; Chaetothyriales; Herpotrichiellaceae. The transcript has a single exon. Bases 1 to 372 code for a protein of 123 amino acids.